AAAAUGUGCUCGCAGGGGAGGAGAGGAACAGGCCUGGAUCUUCAGCGCACGGGCGUUUUGGCUGCAGAAGGCGCAGCUGGGGAGCUUAUUUUGGGAGCACCGCAGGUCACCCAGCGGCUCGACGUGAUUAAUGACAAUACUCGCGCGAUUGCAUCUUUUUUUUCCAGUCGAUAGUUACCUGCUAUCAGAGUUUCGGACUCGCUAUCCAAGCCUUCCGUCGCUACGUCGAGCGCAUGAUCUUUGCGCUCAGGGGCCCUACAACAUUUACGGGUCGCGAAACAAUACCCAGCAUGCAGACCCAGACGGUACGCCCCGAAUCACUAAUAAUCGAAGGUGCUACCAAGACCACUCAUACAUGAGGCUAGACUGCUAUCGUCUGGCCUAUUUUAGCGUGGAAUGCUCUAUCAAUACCGAUCGUGUGCACUUCUUCUCUAGUCAGCAGGCCUACGAGAUCCCAAUGCCGACUUCAACCGAUUUCAAGGUUUCAAAGAGCCCUCCAGGACUCUUAUCGCGCCACAAUUAUACGAAAAGACGGUCUUGCGAGCGUCAAACCCCACUUACAGCGCGACGUGAAGCAAGUUCGAGUCGCACAGACCCGGGCGAUAAGUGGAGUGUUUGUGCCUCCGCCCUGUCCAAAACCAACCCCUCACGCGGAGAAUCAAACUAUAAACGUCGGGUAAGCUUGCCAGCUUUUUCAUCGCGAAACAUAUUGGUAGGGACCCGCGAAAAGAUCAUCGUGCUAAGCAAUGCCGCGCAAAUUCAACGAGGAUAAGCAUAUUCUGUUUCACCAUGGUGGGCCAACCCUUGCGUAGAUGUCAGCUCGUGGCGUUGUGCAACGAAACACAGCUGCUGCACGGUUUGAAUGUACCUGAAGCACGAUAACAGCUUGAGAGACAUCGUAGAGAAGUCUGAACACCUGCUGCAGCAGCAAUGGCACCACAAGCAAACGGUGGGUACGAUAUGAGGGGCCACCCCAGCAGAUAUUCGCUAGAAAUGGCA
Molecule: messenger RNA, 999 nt
Organism: Cucurbitaria berberidis CBS 394.84
Lineage: Eukaryota; Fungi; Ascomycota; Dothideomycetes; Pleosporales; Cucurbitariaceae
Exons: 1
Coding region: 131-772 (213 amino acids)
Source: RefSeq, a predicted model, not a curated record